Pocillopora meandrina is the source of this 13305-nucleotide messenger RNA. The record is from the annotation of a GenBank genome assembly. Lineage: Eukaryota; Metazoa; Cnidaria; Anthozoa; Scleractinia; Pocilloporidae.
AGAAAUUGUUACCACAACAGACGAUAGAAUGAAUAUAAAGGUAACAUGACACAUUUCUAGAAGCACAAAAGGUUCGUGGAGCGUACGAGCUUGAACGCUGCUCCUUUCAUGGUCUGUUGUUUAUCCGCAAAAUGAGGGUGUUACCAGGAACUCACUUAUUGGCGGUGCUUUUCGUUGUAUGCAAAAGUGCCUUAAUGGUUGAAGGUGAGAGGAAUUGCUUUUAAAGUUAUUAGAUUCUGCAAUCAUUUUCCGGCGAGAUAAACGAUCGAUAGAUUGGAUCGAAAGAGAAGAUUGGCAUGCAAGCGGUGAGAAUUAGAUGAGAUAUCGUUGCAUUUGCAAAGAGAUCCCCGUUAUUCUCUAAAUUCGCUUUAAAUACUAUCGUUUUAUUUAUUAUUUAGGACAAACUCUGGUCCAAGAUGGAAAGAUCAACUUCACUGCGUCAUAUCCUGACUUGCUUUACUGCACGAACGUGCAGUUCCCUCGUGCAUUCUCCAGCUCGAGAAAUGUAAGGGUGAUAGCGUCCAUCGCGUAUGAGUCCAAUACUCGCAGUGUACACGACUCGGCUGUUGUGUGGACGUCGGACGUAACACAGAACAGUUUUCGCGUAUGUGCGUUGGAGUCGGGACUUGGAACAAAUGGAUCCGCCGUCGUGAACUGGAUUGCAUUUCGAGGUGCCCCUUCUGGAAUGUUGGAUGGCACCGCCUCCUUCAGUGCAUUUACCAGUGGAACAAAAUGUGAAAGAGUUACCUUUGUUCAGGUACUCCUAUGACCUAUUUAGCCUUUACGGUACCAAAAAAAAUUCAAUGCCGAUUUUCCUCUUACUCAUCUUUACAACAACAAAAACUAUAACAGAACAACAAUACCACAAAUAUUUCUUCGUAUAGCGUGUAGUCAACUGCUUCAUGAAUUAUGUCACGUUUUCAGUCAACUGUUCCAAUGUCAUCGUUCAAAUGCUUUAAAAGAGAGUUUCCUAGAAAAGAGUAUCAUUACUUGAAACAAAGAGAAGAUUUGCGGAAAAUGAGCGGAACAUAGACGUAUUAAACUGAUAUGAAACUGAAGGGAGGGGCGUAACCUGGUUUGAAAAGUAAGUGGUCUGGUAUCUGUUACUGUCUUCAUUAUACUCGCGGAACUUUAAUGUAAAUCCGUGUCAUUUAAUUUCAUAAGUUUGUUUUCUUAGCACUCAAAGGUUUGAAACGAGUUGAGAGUGCUUAACUUAAUAGAUUGCUGGCAGUUCGUAAGGUCAAAUAUAAACGUGAUUUGUAUCAUGCAAGUCUGAGUUCAAGACAAUUAUUUCUCCUUUAUCCUAUUUGCAGCGAUUUGCGUCAAUUCCUAAAGUGCUGGCUACAGUACGUCAUUCUGUCAGCAACAAGCCACAGGACGCUAUGAAUGUCUGGGUUGAAGAACUCAAGGCGGAUUAUUUCAGAGUGUGCCUGAGGGAAGUGAAAACAUUUGAUGGAAAGCAUCAAAAUUUAAAAGUGGCAAGUUUGACUAGAAUAAUUCUAGUUCAUAGAAGCAUAUGUAGAAAUAUUUUGGUUUGUUCAUUGAAUGGUUUCCUCUGAACAAAUGGUGAAGUAAAAUGAUUCCAGAUUAUGAGAUAAGUGUGUCAGGUUCUUCACAGUUAUAUUAAUCCGAAUAAGAGCUCUUUUCACUUUUGACGGGUUCCUCGACAAAUUCUGAAGUAAAAGGAUUCAGGAAGUUUUAGCCGGAUUAUGAGAUAAGUGUGUCAGGGUCUUCAAACUUUUGUUACUCUGAAUAAGAGCACUUUUCACUUUUGACCGGUUGUUUUCAGCCGAAUUGUUUAAAAAAAAUGCCAUUCAAUUGUUAGGAUUGGCUGGCAUUUACACACGGAGGUAUUCAACUUACAUUUCACGGAAAAUUGUUGUUUGAAAAUGGCGGAGCUCCUCGGGAAAAGGACAAUUUCGCUUUCUGCAAGGUAAGUCGAAGACUCGAUUUUCUUUAAAGUAACACAAGAACACCUUUCAAGUAAACCGGAGAAAGUGAUUUAAGCCAAGUAAUAUAAGUGUGUAGUUAAUAUUUACUCUGUUCUGUAAUACUCAAUUGUACUGAUGUCAACUUUUUCUUUAUAGGUACACAAUUUUACCGAUGAAUUUUAUGCACCUCCUGUAGUCAUAGUUACGGUAAAUCAUCUGUACGUUAGCAAGAAUGUAUAUUCCAUCAAGCCAGAGAACAAUGUUCUUAAUACUUGGAUUGAGGUAAAGUGUUAUAACUCGUGCCUCUGUGAAUAUAACUUCCUUUUGGAUCACUAAUAACGUUUUUUCUCCAUAGAAAUCUUUGUGGCUCAGAAUUUAAACCCACACCUUACCUGAGAUUCAAGCCUUUUCAAAAAACAUCACUUUUAAAUGCUCGAAAAUAUAUAAAGAGCUUACCAUUGUCACCUCUUUAAAAAAAAAGAACCUCUUAUUCCCGGUGGUGGGGGUGGGGGGGUGGGUGGGGGUGUUCUUGAGUCGAUACCUCUACCUCAUUAUAUUUUAUUUACACCCCAUCCUUAGUUAGUCACUUUUGGGCGAAUAUCAUUUCCACAAUCCCAAUUUAGUCACUUUCAGUUCAAGUAUCUACCUUAUAAAGCCUUUAAGAAAGUCAUCCUAAAAUGAAUUGACUCGUUUGACGGUGAAUUCUCCCAUUUUAAAAUCCUUACUUACCAGAAUUUACUUCCCCACAAAAUCCCGGAAAUGCAACCUCCAUUACAGUCAAUCCAGUCGUGAAAAUGUGGUCCCACCCAGUGGCACAUCUCCACGAGCCUAUUAAUAGAAAACACUUUUCCUCAGGCUCUUACUAUCGAUGAACUCAGGGAAACUUCUUUACUUCAGUUUUUGAUAUCUCAGAGAAUCACAGAUAUUAAAAUACUUUGCAUUAUCACAAUUAAACUAGUCCGGUUGCUGGUUUUUUUUUCAACAGGAAAUAACGAUCUCAUCCUUCCGUGUGUGUGUAAAAGACUUAGCAGGAAUGGAAAGUCAACACGACCCUGUUACUUUGGAUUACGUUGUUAUUGGAGGUAGAUAGAUUGGUCAGGUCUUGUAGCUUAUGCUAAGGUAUUACCAACAGCAUUUUCCGUUCGUUUACUUUUAUUAGUCGGUGGAAUGGGUUUAUCGCGUAGAUGGGAGAGAAAGGCAUUAAAAUAUCUCGACCAAGCAGUUUUUUUUUAUAUUUCAUUAGAAUCAUUUUUUAAUGUUUCAAGUAGAACUACGACUGCCUAUGACCCAAUGCAUAAUUACAGCGCUUAACGUAAAGAUACUUCCGAGAAAUUUUUUCACCACUCUAAAGGAUUUUUUUAUUUGGAAAAUUCUACUCAAACUUAGCGCAGUUCUUACAGUAAUGUCACAAUACUAAACGCGUUUAGCAGAAUACUACUUAGUCAAACAAAGCUAAGAUUAGAUCAAGCCAUCUUCACUCCUGUUGGGAGGCGCAGGACACCGACCAUGAACAUGACUCUAGUUGUGGCAGUUCUCUCUGGGUCCUUUCAAGUGAAGUUCCUCUUAGCUUUUAGCUGAUAAAAGCUAUCAAAGGAAGUAGUUAUUAAAAAAAACUAACGACACUACCACUUAAAAAAAAAAACAAUUAUCAGAGACCAGCUCAAAGUCCUUGCACCUAGAAAAUAAAGAGUUCCUAAAGUCGUCUUAGGUAAGUGUUUUGAUUUUUAACGAUAUUUGAGAAAUUUUUAAGUGUAACACAACUGAUAAGAUAAGAUUACUUUGUACUACUCAGUUUUCAUAAGGAUUCUAUUUGUGUUGAUAUUUUAAAUUCGCAGAUCGUGAUCCUUGCAUCAAUGUUUCUUGUAAUUAUUUUGCCGUCUGUAAGGCAUUUGGACCCAAAGAUGCCAGAUGCAUAUGCGUAGACAAUUGUCCAUCGUACGACGAGCCUGUGUGUUCAUCAAAUGGAACCACAUACGACAACGAGUGCAUCUUCCAGAGGGAAAUGUGCCACUUGAAGGCCAAUUUUACUCUGUAUCACCCGGGUGAUUGUACAGGUAAUUUGAAUGAGAGUUCGGAGGGUUACAGAAAUCUUAAAAAUAUUUUGCUUGAUUCAAUCUAUAACAGGAAACUACAAGAAUGUCUUCCUUUUGAAGCUUUAUUUUGACACUUUAUUAGAUUCCGAGUUUACUGAAGAAAACAAAGUAGUGUAAAGAAAGUUUUUAGUUUGAUGCAGAUUAUAAGGUGGAAAUGGCAGAAUAAAGAGUACUAAUCUACACAUGUUAGAAACGAAAAACGAUGUCAUGGUUUCUAAUGCUACGAAAAGCUGGGACGGCAAAUCUUAGAAUGCCUUAAUGCAGACGCAUUUUGGGCAGGGUUCAAAGAGUCUAGCUUCGUCUGUGCUAGUUGCUUGCAUAUGGUACUCGUCCUUGAAUGUUAGAAACAGGUAGAGAUUUUUGCGUUCUUUUUCUGCAGGAUUCCCUUCACAGAAAGGUCGUCAUCGUCUUCAUCACCACCCAAACUGGGCUGAAGCAGUUUGUGAACAGAUUCCACUGGUUCCUUAUGUCUUCUAUCCUGACAAACCUGUUCACGUACAGGUAUCUGUUAAUCACGUCAACUUCUCGGAUCCCUCCUAUGUCCACGAGGCUGCUGUGGCCUGGGUCGAGGAUUUAAGGGAAAACAAUUUUACAAUUUGUGUCACUCAAGCUGGGAGGAAUGAGAAGAAAAAUGGAAAAACAUUCGCUAUGGUUGAUUGGUUAGCAUAUCAGGGGGCCCCUGACGGGGGAGUGUCAGGUGAAAUGGACAUGCCGACAUGGUGGACUGGAACGAACUGCCGCACAGUUUCCUUUCCUCCGGUUAGUUGGCCACACCCUUCAAUAAUGUAUAUAUAUAUAUAUAUUUUUUUUUUUUCUUCUAGUAUUCCAAGUCGCCAGUCCAUUAGUUACUUAUAAUCGCGCUGUUAACGAUAAUAAAGGUGGGGAAUCUGACAUUCUAUCAAAGAAAAUAGUAACUAGUCAGUCUUCUGUAAAAUUCAAAAUUUAUCCUCUAUAUUCAUUGUUUUAUAUAUAUAUGUAUGUAUGUAUGUAUGUAUGUAUGUAUGUAUGUAUGCUUUUAUGUAUGUAUGUAUUUAUGGUGAUAAAAUGUGGAAGAAUAAGACUAUUUAUGUUGUGGAGAUAUUAUAUCAACGUAGAGGUUGGACUACAUUCCCAAGACUUAAGGAGCAGCCGUUCUUAGCCUUAGAGCUGUUGGUGCCUAUCUGUUAAUUCUGAGUUAAUGCUGCUGCAGAAAAAGUUCAAAUCACUUCCUACUGUCCUCGUAUCGGCCGAGCAUGAAAGGCGGGGAGUGAAGCAUGAUGCGUCUUCUGUCUGGGUGGAAGAUUUGACCACAACUUCUUUCAAGAUCUGUAUCAGAGAACUGCAGAACUUUGACGGGGCUCACCAAAGCAUCCAUGUGGUAAGCAGUUUUUAAGGUUUUAGUUUUUCACAAGGUUGAGUAAUGUUUCAUAAUUUAAGGAAAGUCUUAUUCUCUCUAAAGUUUUAACGACGAUGAUAAGCUCAUUUUCCGUCUUUUUCUUACUCCAACCAGAAUAGAGUUGAAUAUACUUUUCAUAUGGUUUAACCUUUGUUUUUAUGAAAGGAUUGGAUGGCAUUCGAAGAACUUCAUCAACCCUUGUUUAGAGAACAUGGCUCCUUAUACUUUGCCAACGGGAAACAACCAUCCGAAGAAUUUAACUAUGCUUUUUGCGAGGUAUGUUUGUUUCACAGUGCGUGUAUUGAGGAUUUUUGAUUCACUCACUCACCCACUCACUCGCGAUGCACACAUGCACCAUGCACCCAGUGAAUCACUGAAUCCCUCACUUACUAAAUCCCACACGCAUUUUCUUGAUAACUCAUUAAAUUUCUCACUGACUCACUCUGUCACUCGAUUAAUCACUCACUCAUUAAGCUUUUACCGCCUUUCCAUGAGCUUUUUUACUGAAAUUCACGUGAAACUUACUCAUCAACCCGCGUUAUUACAUAUUGACCCUAUCACUUAGACUUUUUUUCCGUCUGAAGUUUAUGUAAGCCAUCCACCCGCCAUGAAAAUAAGAGCCGCAGGGCAGUCCACUAAUUUAAAGACCAACCUAGCGGAUUUCCUCGCUCUAGUUUUCAUAUGUAUUCUCUUUGAAUAAUUCAUCUCUUCUUUCAAAGACCUGAAAAGGAUGUUUUGGAAUCUUAAAGAUAUUGCUAGAUGCACUCUCAGCUACUUCCUGUUUCACGGAUUUGUUGUUUUUUAUUUGUUUCAAUAGGAUGUUGUUUUCAAAAAGCCCUACAACGACUCUCCAGCAAUUUUGGUAUCUGCUAACCACUCAACAAAUGGAGGAAACCUUAAUCCACUGUAUAACUCCGUAUCAGCGUGGGUUGAGGUUAGUGAUACCUGGUAUCUGUGCUGAAAUAGUGCUUUUGCAAUUAUAAUAAUUAUUAUUGCUAUUAUUAUUAUUAUUAUGUAAGUAUUCAGCAUUGUACAACGUACAAGGUACUAGAGAUACUUAGCUCUUUACUGAUACUUAACUGUGAUCCUCUCAGCCGUUAGAUUGUAUUUCUCUUUGUCUUUGUAGUACAUCAACAAGACUGGCUUCAGAGCAUGCGUGAAGGAGUUAUUUGUGAACCAGCAUGAUCCUCUAUCAGUUUCAUAUGCAGUUAUGCCAGGUUAGAUAUAUCGCGUUGGGCACAUAGAGAGAAACGAUGGUUGUUCAGAAAUAUUUGCCAAUCAUCUUGACUUAGGUUUGGACUAAAAAAGUGAGUUGUUACCCGAAAGAAAGGAAGGUGUAAACUGGUGUAUGAAACGAAUCAUAAUAAAGUUCGGAUAUAGCGCGCGCUCUCAUGAGUUGAAAGAGCGUGUUUUAUCAGAGUGUAAAACACGGAGCUAAAGCUGUCAUGCCAUCUGCCAUUUUGUACAAUUCCGACCAUUUCCCGGACUUCUUCAGUGUUCUGACACCUUCCUGUGUGCUCUACAAAAGUACAGAGCAAAGUCAAUGCUUCUUUAGUUGUUAAAUAAUACCGAGAAAUAAACGUAUGAUAGCUUGUCUCAAAAUUUGUUGAAUGAAACGACUGCUAUCGAUAACGACAUUAUCGUGAAUGUAACGAACAAACUUAUAAUUACCCCAUAAUGAAAGACAAGCACUAUUUGAUACGAUAAUAUUUUUGAACAAAGUUUUGCUAGUUGUUAAAUAGAUUCAAGUUUAAAUGAGACUUUUGUUGUUUCUCUACCAAACUCAGAUGUAUGUGAGCCAGGUUGGAGUUUCUACAAUGGCUCCUGUUUCUACACGAGUGAUACCUGUGAGUCAUGGUCCAACGCUAGUACAAUCUGCAGAAAAAUGGGGGCUAACUUACCCGCUAUUGAAAGUCAGGAAGAAAAUGUCUACAUUCAACACAGACACAAUGGUGAAAAGGCCUGGAUCGGUUUGAAUGACAUUGCUAUCGAGGGAUUAUUCAGCUGGGUGGAUGGAUGUCCUGAUAAAUUCCGCUACUGGGCAGAGAGUCAACCAAAUGACUUUCGGGGGGAGGACUGCGUACACACUCUUGGUCCCGGGCACGGUUACAUGUGGAAUGAUGUGGAUUGUACUGCUUGUCAUCAAUAUACAUGCAAAAAGGGUGUGAAAUGAUUGUUUAUUUAUUUAUUUUUGAUGACUCAUAUUUUGAUUUAGUCGCCGGACAGCGGUGUCCGUCUUUGGAACUCGAGAUGUUUUGGAGCCUUAUUUACUUGAACUAUUUGUUAAAAGGAGACUUACCACCAAUUUCUUGGUAUGUUGUAAAUGAAUUAGCGUCGUUGCGGUUAUCACUUUGCUUUCAUAGUUACAUACAUAGUUAUUUCGUCCACCAUUCCUUCAAUAUCGGUGAUGUUUGAUGUUGUGUAUUAACAAUUUCAAUACUCAAAUACCUAUCAACAGAUUAUGAUGAAUGUACUAGCAACCCAUGUUUAAACGGAGGUACAUGUGUCAAUGGUAAAAGAAAGUUUAGUUGUAUUUGUCCUGCAACACACAAGGGAGACCUAUGUGAAGGCAAGCAUCAUAUCUGUAAUUUCUUUUUGAUCAUUAUGAAGUCACAAAGACAAAAAUUCAUAAUUGCUUAGGUUUAUCAUAACUGUUUGGAGCGUGAUACUUCUUUAAGCAUUUUCGAUUCCCUUCCACGGUGCUCGAAGUUAAAAGUGAGUACUACCUCACAGGUGACACGAUUUUGCUUGAACCUCGUUUCUGGUUUAACUCUUUAGUUAUAUAUUUUUAUUCUUACACAGAGAUUGAUGAGUGCUCCAGCAGCCCCUGUUUAAAUGGUGGUACUUGUACUGAUGGAGUCAACAAUUUUACAUGUUCCUGCCCAUCGCCGUAUUUUGGACAUAGAUGUCAAGGUGAUAUGAUACCUCAAAUAGAAUUUUAUUGUUAUGAACUACUAAAAUUAAAGUGUUAGGGAACUUCUAAAAUUAGGAAUGUUUUGACUAAGUGUAUGGUAAUUUCUUAGGCCUGUUAGAUUAUCUUGAAAUCCUCAUGCCAAUCUUGUGAGGCUUGAUCUAUUCUUACCUUUUUAGUGAUGUGUCCUUGACCGUUGUAGUAGGACUUAAUUCUCGUACGAUAAUCGUCAUCAUUAGUCGUAUUUAGGUUUGUCUUUGGCCUUGCUUUGAGUCCUCAACGGGGAGUUUUGUUUAGCUUUUUAGUUCUCGAAGAUUGGUUAUUGUUAAGUUCUUUGUUGUUCAUAUCGACUGUCUUGUGAGAUUGUUCUGGUUGGCGCUCUAAAAAUAUGUUUAUUUUGCCAAGGUCAGUUAUCUCGUAGGCCCAAAUAUGCCUACCGAUGGGGUAUUGAAGAGUGUGUACUUAGGAGCUGAAUUAUUAGAAGAGAUUCUGAGUCUCAGAGAGUGAAACAAAGUUCCUGAGCAGACUCCCGUACUUUGCGCGAGUUGCUCAAGUUAGUUAACUCCAACUGUCCAACAUUAUAGAUAAAGGACGUUGCAUAUGGUAAAUUAACACAUCAUGAAAUCUUUAACAAGAUUGGUGGCUUAAGAGUAUUUUAGCAGAGGAAAACGUCAAGGUGAAGCUGGGUUACUCGAUGCAAAUCACGGUCAGGAUUUAACACGACCUCCUGAUUGAAAAACCUAUAAAACUAAUUUCCACAUCACGGAAAGAGUAGACUGAAUCAGAAGUUUUGACUUUAAAAUGUUUCAUUUAGAGCUAGAUUCCUCUAACAUCUCAGGAACAAUGCAUGAAUAUAUAAAGACUUAUGUUUAAUAGAUCUUGGUGUAUAAAAUGUAUAAAGUGUCAUUUAUUUCGUCACUUAGAAACGGAUGAAUGUCAGUCCAAUCCCUGCCAAAACGGUGGAACUUGCAUAGAUGGCGUAUAUAACUUUACUUGUGCGUGUUCCAGCUAUCAUUCAGGAUCACGAUGUGAAGGUAUGCUAAUUGGUGUUUUUUCUAAGGAAACUUUCAUAUGGCUUUAAUUAGGACGUUGGAAUGUUAAUUCCUUUUUGAAAACUUUUGGGAUAAAUAGAAAAAGGGAUGAGCACAAAAAGGGCAGAUAAAUGGCGUAAGUUAUGAAUUGAAAUAAUAGUCAAGCGAAAAACUCAAGUUUCAAUGAACCUAACUGCUGUACGUAACGUAAAAAAAUCAAUACACCUGUAUGUUUUCUUUAUUUUUCCUCCGUGCGUUUUACAAUUGAUAAUGGAAUCUUAUUAAGUUGCAACCGCCACAUCCUGCAAGAGUCACUAUGCAGUGGGAAGGACCUCAAGUGGAACUUAUUACUUAAGUGUAUCAGGGUACACUUUCCAGGUAAUUCUUUAUCCUAUCUAAGACAACAUUCUUGUUUUCCCCUAAGGUCUGCAGUUUCUUUACAACUUUUCCCAUUAAAAGGAACGUCAACUUAAACCUUGCAGUAACCGCUAACUCCUCCCCCCGUAGUAAUCACCUAGGAAAUGUUUUUUGUUUAUAACUUUUCGUAUUAAAGAACAAUAGAAAGUAGACAUCCCCGAUUUCCGAGAACAUGGUGAAUUGUUUUUCUUUUUGGCCGAUAGACGAGGUUAACUGAUGCAGUGGUCUUAAAUUGCUCUUGAAUGAGCACAGUGACCUACAUUUUUUUUCGCAUAAUUGUGGUAUUAAGAGUUAUUCCCUAUAAAUACAAAAAUUAAAAAUAUAAUAAUCACCGGAAGAAUAAAAAAGAUUUAUCUAAAAAUGAUAGCGAGAUCCGUUCUCCGAGGAUUGAAAUUAUGACCUUAAAAGGAAAUUUACGAAGAACGUUCAGAGUCUGAAUAGUUUAAAACUGGGUGAUUUUCCCAAGGUUAUAUAUUUCAUUUUUCCAUGUGCUCGAGACUUUCUACCCAAUGAAGUGCAUUUUCAAGCAUUCAAGCGUUACUUUAAAAUCCCUGAGUUUGCUUCCAAGUACCACGUGCAAAAUGUUUGGCGUGAACCGAUGAAAUAACGAGCGUGACUAGUACCAGCACAGGCUUAAAUGGGUUAAGAUCAUCAUAUCCCUCAAGUAAGAACGGUAAACGGAAGAGUUUGACAAAAAUCUUUCGGCACUUCACGAACACGAUCGUCAGCGAUAGAUCAGCGGCGACUUGUAUAAAGCUUACAUUUGAAGUUCAAAUCGUUUGACCUAUUUUUGAACUUACAUUUUGCUGGAAUUGUCAUAAAAACAGAAGAAAUGUGUUUUUUGUCUACGUCAAUGGGGAAUAGUUUAUGAUAAACGCAGCAAACAUUUGAGAUGCUAAGAAGUCUGUCUUUCUGCAAGCAGUUACUAUCACCCAACGCAAAUUUAAGAUGAAAUGGCAAAACGGACAUGAGGUCCAUUAUUCUGACCUGCGUUGUGCCGAGAGUGUUUCCGGAUAAUUCAGGCGCCACAUCUUUAAGUUGUGUGAUGUUCGAGACACAUGUUUUCCAAUACUCAGCUUCCCCUUGUUAAGUGAAGAUGUUCAGUUCCUCUGGUUCCUUUCGUCGACCGCUUUGUAUGACACGGUGUUUAAUUAGAAUUGGUAUAUUUUGGUCGCCUAAGGCUAUCUAUCUACCAAAACACAUUUUUGUCAUAACGAUAGAUAGUAGGAAUGAGAAUAGAAAUAUAAGGCAAACGUUUUGGCCAGUAUGAGGUCGGGUAGGACGCUCUAGGGUUUUUGAGUCCUCUCUUUCUUGUGCACGACACUACCAUAAGCCGCUCUACAUUCCAAGUGUUUUUGGAUUCCUUCUUUCCCAGUAAAACUUUCAUUUUCACUCUCUUUCGAUUUGCUUUCAAAUUAUGAUAUACCGAGUAGGUAAUAUAUUCAUUGUUUUAGCAUCGUAGAAGAGGUUUCAGUUGCGUUUGCGAUUAAUGUCUUUUUUUUUUUUGGUUUUGUUUUGUUUAGGUUUUACAAGUAUGCCUUUAAAUGGUUUAGAGCAUUGAUUCACGCACAAAUUCCAAAAGAAAUUCCUAACCAUAAAACUAUAUCCUAAAGCGAUCCUUGUAAUUAGAACUGGGUAAAGUUACCCACAACAAUUUGCAGUUGUCAUUUUAUCGCAUAUCAAACAUAUUUCCUGAAAAACAGUAUUUUAAUGAUUUUCAGCUCUUCUGUUUCCCAUCAUAUGUUGAAAAUCAAAUAUCUGUAGGGCCAUAAGCUGGUAGCUGAAUGUAUCCUUAUAUAUGAUUAAUAAAUUAUACGACUUUCGAAGAAGAAGACAUCCUAAUAAUCCACAUCCUGAAGUUAUAUCCUUUCGCUUACUUCCAGGUUUAUUGCGACAUGUCGGGAAACUCAGGUGGAUGGACACUCAUUGCGCGGUUUUCAAACGCUGAUGGGAAAAAUUGGAUGAGAGAUGACGCUUACUGGUGGUACGAUAUCCAGUCUUCGCAGGGGUCCCCUACAAGCACAUCCAGUAACUCUGACAUGAUAUCAGAAGCAUUCUGGAAGGUGCAGGGAAGCGAGAUUAAAAUCACGCGCAGUGACGAUAGUUCAAACUCUGCUCUUCUUCGUACAUAUAAUAACUGCUUCGGUGGAAAAACAUGCAGAGGAUUCAUGUCCGCUUAUGGAAAGUUUAGUUACCGUAACGUUUGGUCCAAUGAUCAGUGUCUUGGUACCUGCCCAGUAUAUUAUGGUGGAUUGUACCAGACCACUGUUGGCUUUAGUCAAGCGCACUGCAGUGGCAAUAUUCAAGGAAGCUACCGCAUUGGAUUCUGGUGUCAGUGGGACGCAGGUGAUGGUUCAGUUAUGAUGUUUGGAGGAGGAGGAAGUGGAUGCAGUCGAGCGGAUCAUGGUAUUGGGAUCACUGAGAAUGACUACGGAGGAUUUGAAGAAUGGAGCGGUAGAGGGGAGAUUGAUUUUGGAAAUGAAGCCAACAACUACAACUCUCCUACUACUUCUUACGCCUUGAAUUUAUGGAUUCGUUAGAACGAGAAACAUUCAUUGCUAAUUUAAUCCACGUAUGAUGACAUCUUGUGUACAAAAAAAAGAUCAGGCUGUGUCUUCCAAAGCCUUUUUUAAGCUUGUUAAAGAAGAAAGGGAACCAUAGCCGUAGACUUAGAAAGCUCUUUCCUCUCUGAUUGUCGAACAAUUAUUCCAUGAGCAUGCGUUGAACACGAGAUGUUAAAUAGUCAGGGAGGCGCGUAACGCCGAGCUGGUUAUAAUUAAUCUCAUAUCCAACAUGCGCGAAGGGAAUAAUUGCUUUAUUCAAUUUUCCACCUUGGGAAAUAGGUUAACAGUUGUCAAUGCCAUGGUUGUCAACUAUCCAACGGUUAGUAUGUGAAUGGAAGGGGGAGGGGAGACGUGCUUUGAUGUAUUUUUUCACGAGAUAUUGUCGUUGCACACCAAGAUCUCAUUUACUAAAGCAGAUAUCCUCAAUUUUUCCAAACGAAUUCUAAUCUACCAUAAAAUUCUAAGACGGAUAUAAAUACCUGAAAUUGCUCGAGUUGAUGACUCAUGUCUAUAUAUCACAUUACAAAAGUACAUGAAAAACAUGCGAUACGAAAAUGCAAUAUACAUAAGUAAAAAAGACCUCUGAUUCCUGAGUAACCGAAAUCCUCUGGCCGUGCCUGAAUAUAAACGAACAGUCGAUUUGUAACAGUAUUAUAGGUGAUUUAAUGUAAACUCUUUUCCAUCUGGAUAAUUACAUGAUGGAAAGUAAGAUCUUCUGAUUUUAGACUAACAAAAACGAUUAACUAGGCAACAAUUAAGAGGUUCGGUUCCCGGACGAUAUAGCAAUGCUGGUUACCUGCUUUGAUUUUUUAUCUACGUCAAAAUCCAGGACUAAUUAUUAACUCGUAGUUACGAAACAGAAGCAAUGUAAAGUAGAUUUUACCCAGUCGGAGCCAUAUUUUGUAAUUAUUUUAAGCAAAAACGUUUAUUUUUCUUAGAAUUGCCGUAGCUUAAUUAAAUUGGAUCUUCCCUUUUUAUUUAAA